CUCUCUUCUACAUACAACCACCUGCAAUAUACAACUCGCUCAGAAACAAAUCUCUCAGCCAUUUGUAACCUACAUCCUUCCAACCACCAAUCCACUACCGUCACCAACUCCCCACUCACCAUGCCACCAAACACCCAACCUCCCCGCCUCACAUGGCGUCAAUACAAAGAGUACCAGCGGCUCCUGCGGGAGGUCCAGGCUCCCCCAGGGUGCUCCCACUGCGACUCGCCCCGUAAGGAGUCCGCCGACCUUCAAGCUCGUUGCGUACAGCUGGUGGGACAGCUCGCCACCGCACAGUCGCCGAGCACUCGGAAUCACGAGCGCCCGGGACGCAUUCGACGCGAAGCCGCGAGGGCAGCUGCGCGUGCUGCCGCCGCCGAGAACAUCGCCACCGCCGAAGAAGCCGAAGCUUCCGCAACUUCCUUGGUGGAACCUGCUGAUGCCGGCCCGACGACAUCCGAGGGUGACGUGUCGGAGCUAAUCUCGGUUGGCGUGCACGUCACACUGAUUGGUGACGCUCUGGAUGCGGGCACUGGAUCCCAAGAUCCCCACGAUGAUAGCCGCGAGGCCGUCGUCGGCGGUGGAAUGGGAGCUGAGAUGUCGUCGGCUGCGCCGGUGCAGCAGGAGACGGAGGUUGUGGUGGACCUGGCCAGCGAGCCAGCUCCAUACCAGGAAGCAGCUGGGACAAUCACGAGGUUGACCGCGAGAAGCUGUCUGCACCUGCGUUGGAAGCUGCUCGUAUGGCCAGCGCUCCUGGUGGCGGCGGUGCUCCUGUUCGGGAUUGUCCCGUCUCUUCCAGCGACGACCACUGCCCGUCAAGCUCUGUGCCCGUUGAGGUGGUCGUCGGCUAAGCUCGACGCAGCGACACACAGUUUCCCAGCAGUGUCAUGGCCCGUCAGCAACAAGAGCGAGUUUCUCCGGCCAGGGACGGUGGUCCGGCCGCUCAGGCUACCAGCAGAGCAGGCAUCAGAAAUGGUUCUUGUCAAAACCUCGCCACCCCCCGGCGGCGCUGAUGCCUGGGCGAGCCAGCUGCCGCCACAGACCCGCUUCUGGGGUACUGCACUGCUGGUCGUUCUGGUAGCGGGGGUUGUUGGCGCGUGGAGAAUCCGGCCGGGUGUGGGGGAGGGGGAUGACGAAGGGGAGGACGAGAACGAGGACGCGUACGAGAACGAAAACUAG
Tricharina praecox is the source of this 1179-nucleotide messenger RNA. RefSeq lists its product as uncharacterized. The transcript is spliced from 5 exons. The annotation marks the transcript as partial. Lineage: Eukaryota; Fungi; Ascomycota; Pezizomycetes; Pezizales; Pyronemataceae. The record is from RefSeq and is a predicted model, not a curated record.